Fusarium vanettenii 77-13-4 is the source of this 210-nucleotide messenger RNA. RefSeq lists its product as uncharacterized. The record is from RefSeq and is a predicted model, not a curated record. NCBI's taxonomy places the organism in Eukaryota, Fungi, Ascomycota, Sordariomycetes, Hypocreales, Nectriaceae. The annotation marks the transcript as partial. The transcript has a single exon.
GAAGUCCCCCUUAGAACGAUCAAAACGACGAUUUAUCGCGAAGAAAAACGCGGGGCCGAAAACCACUCCCUGCCGCGCCUAGGAGCCCCACGAAAGCUCACAGAAGAGCAGCGCGAUCAAAUAUACAAUGCCCUCACAACCAACCCCAACCUUACACACCGAGACCUCCUUAAAUCCAUCGAUAACGCCAUUAAAGAAUAUUCCCUUUAG